This is a messenger RNA of Thamnophis sirtalis, 1613 nucleotides long. It is a transcript of the gene ADM2, whose product is annotated as adrenomedullin 2. Gene Ontology annotation, cellular component: extracellular region. Lineage: Eukaryota; Metazoa; Chordata; Lepidosauria; Squamata; Natricidae. Gene Ontology annotation, biological process: adenylate cyclase-activating G protein-coupled receptor signaling pathway; regulation of systemic arterial blood pressure; positive regulation of heart rate. The record is from RefSeq and is a predicted model, not a curated record. Gene Ontology annotation, molecular function: hormone activity.
GUCGGACGGCAAAGACGGGCAACUAACCCCGCGAGAGGCUCGAAGAGCGACGGCUCAAUCCCACCUCGAGUCUGGAAGCCGUCACGGGGAGUGGGCAGCGCAGGCUCCGUCGCCGUUUCCGAGCAUCUCUCCGGAGUCCGUCCCGUCUUCUGCCGCCAUGAAGCGCCAGUUGCCGGCUGGGCAGAGUUGCAUCAGCCGCCACCGCCUCCUGCUGCUCCUGCUCUUCCUCUCUCUGGCCGCCGCCGAACUCCGCGGGCAGCCUGUCCAGUCCAGGCGCGGUGCUCGGCUCUCGUUGCCCAGGAAACCUUGGGACUCAAACCACCAUUCUACCUGGCUUCCCAAGAGGCUAUCGAAGAAGAGUCUGUCUUGGCUGGCUCAGAAGCAGACUGGGAUGGCAGAUAGCCUGCUCCCCCUCCGAGAGCUCCUCAGGCCCAGACUGGACCCACUGCAGCUUGGCUAUGGCCCUCUGCCCCAGCCCGCACUGAUGCCAGCCCUUCGACGAAAGCGCCGUGCUGCCCAACUAAUGCGCGUGGGUUGUGCUUUGGGCACUUGCCAAGUGCAAAACCUCAGCCACCGCCUUUGGCAACUGAAGGGCCAGUUGGGACGCCAGGAUUCUUCUCCCAUCAGUCUCCAUAGUCCCCAUAGCUAUGGCUGAAGGCAGAGAGUGAUGCCAGGACCGGAAAGGCACCCGCUCCUUGCCCUGAACAUUUCCAGCAGCCCUCUCCUCCUCCUCCUUGACCUGCCAUGCCACCCACUGGUCUUCCUGCUGGACCUACAUGUAGGACGUUCUCCUGGUGGGUGGGAUGGGAUGUGGGCUUUGAAAUAAAGCCAACGUGGGGCAGGGGGUGCUGCUGGAGGGGCCUGAGCAGCAGAAGUCCCAGUUGUCACCUCAGGAGGAGCACUGGGUGCAGCUGUAUAAUGGCCUCACUUCAUCCUUCAUACUGGCAAGAGGGAGAUGAAGGUUUAGCAAUAGAUGGCAUAACUCCAUAUUAACACUGGUAGCAUCAUAAAAGGAGAACCAGCUUUGGCUUUCAGUGAAUCUCUUCCUUGCACACAUUCUUAAAACUAAUAAAACAAUCUAAGCAUGGAUUUUAUCUCUGCGUGCACCACCUCAAAGUUUGGGGCUGUAAUGUCAAACAUGAGGCAUCUCUCCCACUCGGAAUGGCUCAUGCAGGGGUGCUGCUGCUAUUGCCUAGGUAACACACGUAAGUGUGCAGCUGUGCAAGUGUGCUAUGAGAAAGGGAGACUGGUUGGCAUGCAAGGGAGGGUGUACACCUCCUCAGCCCCUGUUCCCUGGCUUUGGUGCCUCACUUGAAUUCACCAGGCUCCACACCCCCUCCCCAGUGAUAUGGAUGAGGCUUAAUGCAGGGUGCGUUUCAAACCCAGAUCUGUUCUUUGGGUCACUCAGUGUGCAGCUUUUUCUCCCAACUGCCAUGUGAAGGUAGAAUUGUGUGGAACUGCCCCAGCAAAAUAACCUCAGAUAGUGAUCUGAUUAAUGACUGGAGUCCAGUGCAGAUGAUUGUGUCUUCUAGGCACCAAAAAGCAGCUGCCGGCAGGUUUCCAUAACAAAACCCUGGGAAAAGUGGAGUGUUGAAUGUUAAUAAAAGAUGCAA